AUGUUUCAUUUAACAUCUUCUUUUCUUAGAAGAAAUACAUGUAAUAUACAAAAAAAAUUUUCAAAUGCUUUAAUCUUGCGGGGUGCUUUUACUGGUUCUACUACAGGUUUUAGACUUCCUCUUCCACCAGAAUUCUCGCAAAUUGAAGAUGCCAUAGAAAUCUUUAAACCUUGUGAACAGCCCGCUUCAAUUUCAUAUUUCACUACAAAGCCUCACUAUAACGAUCUUCUUAUACAUCUUGACGAACUUUUUGAAACAUAUCGAAAUGCACCAAAGCUAAAACGAGAUAAAAAUUCACCAACCUUAUGGAUGCUCAAGGAUCACCUCAGUUCAGAACUGGGUUUAAAAUUAAAAUCCAACCAAUAUCGUAACAUAACUCGAAAAUUAAAUCGGUUAGAUCUUGUUGUACCUGAAACAGCACCAAAGUUACAUAGCAUUUUAGAAUUGUUUAGACGAGUUGAUUUAGAGAAAAAAAAGAAAGAGUUAGAAGCAAAUAAAGUACCUAAUCGAUAUGGAGUUUCAUAUGCUGUUGGCAGAAGGAAAGAAGCUGCUGCACAAAUAUGGAUAGUCGAAGGAGAUGGAAAAGUGUUUGUUAAUAGUGUUCCGGUAGCAGAUUAUUUCUCUUUACUGAAAGAUCGUGAAACAGUUUUAUAUCCAUUAAAUUUGACUGAUACGCUUAAUAAGUAUAAUAUAUGGACCAAAGUCAAAGGUGGUGGUACAUCUGGUCAAGCUGGAGCUAUUGCUCACGGUAUCACCAAAAAUUUGAUAAUACACGAUCCAUUCCUAAAGCCGCCAAACUCGUCACCCGAGAUAUUCGUAGAGUUGAACGUAAGAAACCUGGCCUUGCGAAGUCAAGAAAGAGAUAUACAUGGUACAUAA
Dentiscutata erythropus is the source of this 879-nucleotide messenger RNA. The record is from the annotation of a GenBank genome assembly. NCBI's taxonomy places the organism in Eukaryota, Fungi, Glomeromycota, Glomeromycetes, Diversisporales, Gigasporaceae.